UCCACCUGUGAGGACCUCAGACCAAGGAGCACAGCAAUUAUGUGCUACCUUGUGCUGAUCUAUCACAUAAAAUACUAAAAGACACACAUUGAAGGUAGUGUUUUUAACAUGACAGACUUGUUGAACAACAUCUAAGGAUAUAAAUACUAUUUUAAGAUGUUGUAUCUAUAACUACAUCAGUUGGUUUUGUUGAAACUUAGAAUUAUGCAUCAGCGUUUGAAAUGUUGUAUUACUUUAACUACGACAAGGGAUCUUGCAGGAGAGUUGUCCCCCAAAUAAUGAAAGCAAAGUUUUCAGCGUCUGGUUCGUGCCUAGAUUAGCCUAUAAAUCUGUAGUAAGAUUUUACAACUUUAUGACAGUAAAUUAAAAGAACUGCUUUUAAACGACAAGGCUGCUCAUUCUACCAGAAAACGGUACAGCUAGAAGCAAGACACGGUGGCAAGCUGCUCCAACCUGAGGCAAUGACGUCAUGAUUUCUACGGCAAGCAGCGAAGUCACCCCUGAUCUGUUCCCGGAAACAACCCUGGUGCCGUCCCUCCCGGCGAUACCCUCUGCGCGAUCCGCCUCCGCCUCUCACAAGGCCCGGAGGCGCAGCAGCGGAGGUGACUGUGCUGCCAGGCCUCGGCCUCCGCCCUCGACCUGCAGGCCGGGCCCUAAAAGAGGCAGCAUGGAGGUGGGCAUGCGAGUGGUGCGCGGCCUGGACUGGAAGUGGGGCAACCAGGACGACGGCGAGGGCCACGUGGGCACCGUGGUGGAGAUUGGUCGGCAGGGGAGCACGACGACUCCAGACAAGACGGUGGUAGUUCAGUGGGACAGCGGCACACGGACCAACUACCGGACUGGCUACCAGGGUGCCUACGACCUGCUGCUGUAUGAUAAUGCUCAAAUUGGGGUCCGUCACUCCAAUAUCAUCUGUGACAGUUGCAAGAAGCAUGGCAUCAUGGGAAUGCGAUGGAAGUGCAAAGUGUGCUUCGACUACGACCUGUGCACCCAGUGUUACAUGAACAACAAGCACGACCUCAGUCAUCCGUUCGAACGCUAUGAGACGGCCCAUUCCCAGCCAGUGAACCUGACGCCGAGGCAGAACCUCCCGCGCGUCAUCCUCAAGGGAAUCUUCCAGGGGGUUAAAGUAGUCCGUGGACCAGACUGGGACUGGGGGAACCAAGACGGUGGGGAGGGUAAGGUUGGCAAAGUGGUGGACAUUCGUGGCUGGGACACGGAGUCCGGCCGCAGCGUGGCCAGUGUCACCUGGUCCAACGGCACCACCAAUGUCUACCGAAUGGGCCACAAAGGCAAAGUAGACCUAAAGUACGUGUCGGAUGGCCAGGGAGGCUUUUAUUACAAAGAUCACCUACCGAAGCUUGGUGAGCAUGCAGAGCUCCAGCGGCAGGAGAGCGCUGACGGCCACUCUUUUCAGCAGGGAGACAAAGUCAAAUGUCUGCUGGAGGUGGACAUUUUGCGACAGAUGCAGGAAGGACACGGAGGGUGGAACCCCAAAAUGGCCGAGUACAUUUGUCGGAUCGGCACUGUUCAUAGAAUAACUGACAGAGGAGACGUCCGCGUCCAGUACAGCAACAACAUCCGCUGGACUUUCCACCCGGGAGCUCUCACCAAGGUGAACACCUUUGGAGUGGGUGAGCUGGUUAAAGUAUUGGACGAGCUGGAAACCGUGAAGAGACUUCAGGCUGGCCAUGGAGAGUGGACAGACAGCAUGACUCCUGUGCUUGGCCAGGUGGGAAAGGUGUUGAAAGUAUAUGCAGAUGGUGACCUACGGGUGGCAUUUGGAGGCCAGACGUGGACGUUCAACCCAGCGUGCCUUUCAGCCCAGCCUGCAGAGGUCGAUGCAAACCUUAUGACAGCCGAGAACCCCAACGAAUCUGGAAGUACGGUCAUCUCGGUGCUGGAGAAGCUGCUGUCUCAGUCCACAGAGCAGGACAACCCCAACAGGCUCGUCAUCGAGGCAGCCCACGGCAGUGCCAACAAAGUGCGCGAGUUGGUGCAAAAGUAUCCUGACAAGGUGGAUAUCAAGAACCAAGGCAAGACGGCUCUGCAGGUGGCCGCUCACCAAGGCCACACAGAUGUGGUGAAGGCCCUGCUGCAAGCCAACAGCUCGGUCGAGGUUAAGGAUGAAGAUGGAGACACGGCAUUACACUACACUGCCUUUGGUAACCAGGCUGAGAUCGCUCGGCUGCUGCUGAGCAAAGGGGCGAAUGUCAACGUACUGAACAACUCCAUGUGUACAGCGCUCCACAUUGCUGUCAACAAGGGCUUCACUGACGUGGUGCGAGUGCUGACCGAACAUUCGGCUGACGUCAAUCUCCAGGAUUCAUAUGGGGACACGCCGCUUCACGACGCCAUUGCCAAGGAUUUCCGCAGCAUCAUCGAGAUCCUGGUGGUGGUGCCCAACAUUGACUUCACCCAGCAGAACCACAGAGGCUUCAACCUGCUUCACCACGCUGCUCUCAAAGGGAACAAACUGGCCACAGAAAAGAUCCUGGCUCGAGCUCGGCAGCUAGUGGACGUCAAAAAGGAAGACGGCUUCUCUGCCCUGCAUCUGGCCGCUCUCAACAACCACAGAGACGUCACCGAGGUCCUCAUCAAGGAGGGGCGCUGUGACGUCAACAUCCGUAACAACCGGAACCAGACGCCACUGCAGCUGGCCGUCACACAGGGCCACACGGAACUGGUGCAGCUGCUGGUGGACGAGGGCGCCGACGUCAACAUGGAGGACGAGGACGGUGACACGGCCAUGCACGUGGCCCUCCUUCGCCCGCAGCUGGCCAACGUCAUGCUCACCCCGUCAGCAGGGAGCAGCAGCACGGAGGAGGGCACCGAGGGCUGCUCGUCCACGUCGCUCUACUGCAGGCUGAACUCUUCGGGUCUCCUGGGGAACGCCGAGCUAAACGUUGGCAUGGGUAUCGCCUGUUUUCUGGCCCAGGAGGGUGCUGACAUCAGCUACGCCAACCACAAAGGCAAAAGUCCUCUGGACCUGGUGGCAGACAGCACCAUGCUGCAGCUCAUCAAGAACUUCUCUGAGAAGCACAGGUUGCAGCGUCUGCAGGCCAUCACAUGUGGACAGGGCUUGAGCAGCGCGAGCAUGCGGCGGGUCCACACAACACCCAACACCAUGACCAACCUGGUUUUUCCCACGCCGCCUGGUCCCAGUGAAUGCCUCAUCUGUUCUGAGCUCGCUCUGCUGGUUCUCUUCUGCCCCUGCCAGCACAGCGUGGCCUGUGAAGAAUGCGCUCAUCGCAUGAAGAAAUGCAUCAAAUGCCAGGUGACGAUAACCAAGAAGAUACGACAAGACCAAACGGAGGUGGACUGCAGCCCUGGCACAGAGAACUCUGAGCAGCACAACCUGCUGGAGCAGCUACAGUCCCGCUACAGACAGAUGGAGGAGCGCAUCACCUGCCCCAUCUGCAUCGACAACCACAUCAAGCUGGUCUUCCAGUGCGGACACGCCUCCUGCAUUGACUGCAGCGCCGCGCUCAAGACCUGCCCGAUCUGCAGGCAGACCAUCCGGGAGCGCAUCCAGCUGUUUGUCUGAGCGGGAAGGGCCGCAGAGGCGCAGCGCUCUCGUCCCCCUCCUCUCUGGCCGCUGCAGCCUCCCCGCGCCUCUGAUUAAACAUUCACACAACUUUUUUCUAAAAGACCCUGCUUAAUAUUGCUCAGAGUCCACUGUUACAUGUUGGUUCGUUUCCAUCUCGAGCAGCGCAGGAACAUUGCUUUAAUUUUAGCUCCUGCAGCAGGACUGACUCUUUGCUGAGCCUGCGAGGAAUCACGCGAGGCAGAGUUGAUGCGACGCCUCCUCUUUGAAUCCUCUGAUUGGUAAAGAAGCAGCGGAAAGGAAAAAAAAAAAAAAAAAGCGGUUCCUCCUUGUGUCUCUUGUUCCCUCCCACGACUGUUGUAGUUUGUCCCAUCUUUGCUGCUUUAAGUGGAUGUCUGUUACCCAUCAUCCUCUGUGUUUUUUUUUUUGGCCUCUUUUGUUUACAAGUCUGCACAGAGAUGAGUGGUUGUCCUCAUUCUGCUCAGCCCGUGAAGUGUAUUGCUCUAAUUUACAACUAUCUCUUAAUUAUCAACGCAAGGCUCUCCAGAGAGCAGGUAUAGCUGAAAGCUCUCUACGUAGACCCCAAACACCUCUGUCUGUAUUACAGUGGGGGACAGACACUAUAUAUGCAUGACUUUAUGCAUAUUGUAAAGCUGAAAAUUACUUUUGGUCACAUAAAAUGUUUUCUUGACUUUAGGGUUACGUUUGUGGCUGUCAAUAUACCAUUGACUACAGAGUUUUAUUUAUGUGUGAAAGGGGAUGUUAUGUUUUUUUUUUUUUUUUUGCUUAGCAAAAAAAGAUUUUUGUUUUAUUUCUACUGAGGUUCAACCCAAGCCUAUGUCCGCUACUCAGGGUAUUGCAUCUUGGAAUCACUCGGAAUAUCUCUAAAUGUUUAAAGAGGCCUUUCCCAGACUCUCACACUAACACCAUUACAGCGCAUUGUGUCCAAUUGUUGUAGUGGCUCACCGAGGGGAAGAAAAGUAACAAGAACAAAGUAUUAGAUUUGCUGUUAAUGA
This is a messenger RNA of Fundulus heteroclitus (mummichog), 4563 nucleotides long. It is a transcript of the gene mib2, whose product is annotated as mindbomb E3 ubiquitin protein ligase 2. The record is from RefSeq and is a predicted model, not a curated record. The coding region runs from base 470 to 3547 and encodes 1025 amino acids. Gene Ontology annotation, molecular function: zinc ion binding; protein binding; ubiquitin-protein transferase activity. Gene Ontology annotation, cellular component: cytoplasm. NCBI's taxonomy places the organism in Eukaryota, Metazoa, Chordata, Actinopteri, Cyprinodontiformes, Fundulidae. Gene Ontology annotation, biological process: protein ubiquitination. The transcript is spliced from 19 exons.